AUAAAGUUGUUUGUUUUUAAUGUACAAUAUCUUUGAAUGUGUGGUUUCGUGUUUGUGUUCGUAUUUGUUUAUGAUAUGUGAUGGAUAGGAAGGCUAUGUUGUUAUGAAAAUUUUGCUCGAUAUUUUGCACAAUGUCGAAGAAAGUAGUGUCGUACUUUUACAAUCCAGAUGUGGGCAAUUUCCAUUAUGGACCGGGACAUCCUAUGAAACCACACAGACUUUCUGUCAUUCACAGUCUUGUUCUCAAUUAUGGACUUUAUAAAAAAAUGCAGAUUUAUAGACCGUACCGCGCGUCAGCACAUGACAUGUGUAGAUUUCAUUCUGAUGAAUACAUAGACUUUCUCCAGCGUGUGACACCACAAAAUUUGCAGGGCUACACGAAAUAUUUAAGUCACUUUAAUGUUGGUGAUGACUGUCCAGUUUUCGAAGGACUGUUUGACUUUUGCUCAAUGUAUACAGGAGCUUCAUUGGAGGGUGCAAUGAAGCUGAAUAACAAUUGCUGCGAUAUAGCAAUAAACUGGUCUGGUGGUUUGCAUCAUGCCAAAAAAUUUGAAGCUUCAGGUUUUUGUUAUGUGAAUGACAUUGUAAUAGCAAUCUUAGAACUUCUGAAGUAUCAUGCUCGUGUGUUGUACAUUGAUAUUGACGUUCAUCAUGGAGAUGGCGUGCAGGAAGCGUUUUACUUGACAGAUAGAGUGAUGACAGUUUCGUUUCAUAAAUAUGGAAAUUAUUUUUUUCCUGGCACUGGUGAUAUGUACGAAAUAGGAGCUGAAAGUGGUCGUUAUUAUUCCGUGAAUGUACCCUUAAAGGAGGGUAUCGAUGACUCGAGUUAUUUUCAAGUGUUCAAACCUGUUAUAUCAAGUGUAAUGGAAUUCUACCAACCUACUGCCAUAGUUUUACAGUGUGGUGCAGACUCUCUUGCAAAUGAUCGCCUUGGAUGCUUCAGCUUAAGCACGAAAGGUCAUGGUGAAUGUGUAAAAUUUGUGAGAGAUUUAAAUGUGCCUCUUUUGGCAGUUGGAGGAGGGGGCUAUACAUUAAGAAAUGUUGCUAGAUGUUGGACAUAUGAAACAUCACUCCUUGUAGAUGAACAAAUUAGUAAUGAACUACCAUAUACUGAAUACUUAGAGUACUUUGCUCCUGAUUUUACAUUGCAUCCAGAGGUUGUUACCCGGCAAGAUAAUGCAAAUAGCAAGCAGUAUUUAGAAACAAUAACGAAACAUGUGUAUGAUAAUUUGAAAAUGUGUCAGCAUUCUCCCAGUGUGCAAAUGCAUGAUGUUCCAGGAGAUGCCUUUCCAUCCCAAGAUGAAGUUGGGCAUGAUGAACCAGAUCCUGAUGUGCGAGUAAGUCAAGCAGAAGAGGAUCGGAGAAUUGAGCAAAAAAAUGAAUUUUAUGAUGGAGAUGAGGAUCAAGAUAAGGAGAAUUUAGGUCCAUGAGAUUCCUGAUCAGGAGAUAUGUGCAUGUAGGAUCAUCUUUUUAUAAGAGUGAUCAUCAGACAAACUUAGAUGUAAGGUUAAUUGUAUUUUUAACUUUUAUUUUUAGUAGAAAUUGAGAGAGAUUUUGCCACCAAAUCUUAUUAACUUCUGUCAACAUUCUGUUUUUAUGUUUAAUGUUUAUGGGUAAUAACUAAAUAGAUAAGGUCACUUCUUAUCUGACAGAAUUGUUAACACAUUCAUUGUGUUGAGAUGUGCCAGACUAUUGUUCCAUUUCAGAUAUUCAUUUCAUAUUUCAUGAAAAUUUCAGCAGUUAUACUGUAUAGAUAACUUACCAAUACUACAUCAGUUUUUCAAUCAAGUGCCCUCUAAUGGUGUAGCAGUGUACUUUUUGUCAGUGUGCAUAAGCUGUGCUUGAUUAUAGUCUAAUUUUAAUCUAUAAAAUUAAUUUAUGAUGCAAACUACUAAAAAUUGCUAACAGACUUAGUGUGACUCUUUAGGCUAACAUUCAAAGAGAUACAUUUGUUUUGGUCUUACUAUUUUGUUAGGGCCUACUGUGCUUGUAGGAAGGAAUGUGUACCACUAAUCAGUUUAUUGUGAAGAUUUUCACAAAUAUUAAUUUUUUGUAUAUAUUUCAGUCAUGUAUUUUGUAACACUAAACGUACCAGUAGGGAAUUAUCACAGAAUGUUCACAUUCUGGAUGCAUUUUUAAAUGUAGAAUUAUAAGUUAAUAAUAUAAUUCAUAUUCAGGUAAAGGGACAAGUGUGCAUGAGCUUCCAUAUGUGCGUUAUUGUGUUUAUGUAGGAUGUGUGUUCAAAUGUGAUAAAACUUAGUUUAAAAAAAUAAUACAUUAAUAAUAACUGUACAGUCUUUCAGCAAAAUACAGACAUAGUCACAUCAAGUAGAAUAAAAAAGGUCUUCCAUUAUUGGCACAUUAUAAGUUUUCAUAGUUCAUAGCAUAAUUUAUUUCUUUAGAGGUUAGAGUGAAAGCAUCAUCACUAUCAGCAGUUUGUUUAUAUGUGUAUUAUUAUUUUUGUUAUUAUUAUUUCUACUUCUGCUCUUAUCAUCAUCAUCAAUGCUCGAUUUGUGACAGUACGCACCAGUGUGCCUCUGAUGAAAAAUAAUCGAAACUACAGAUUUUGAGUUGUGGUAUGAUAGAGCUUUUGCUACAGCUAAAUCAGUAUAAAACAAAUGCUGUAAUGACACUUUUAAAAUGUGCAGAAUAAACAUUAGAAUAACAUUUUAAGAAACUUCCAGGCAGAUUAAAACUGUGUGCCUAGACUGAGACUCGAACUCAGGGCCUUUGCCUUUUGCAGGUAAGUGCUCUACCACAUGAGCUACCCAAGCAUGACUCCAACCUGUCACCACAGCUUUAAUUCUGCCAGUAGCUUCUCCCCUACUUUCCAGACUUCACAGAAGCUCUCUUUGCAGACCUUGGAGAACUAGCACUCCUGAAAGAAAGGAUGUUGCAGAGACAUGGCUUAGCCACAGCCAGAGGGAUGUUUCCAGAACAGUUGCACGCGAAAGGCAAAGGUCCCGAGUUUGAGUUUCGGUCCCUUGUCUGCUUCACUGUACUGCUGUGUUUCUAUCAUUGUACAAGAGUUCAAAUAUUAUAAGACUAAUGUCCAUCAUAAAUUUCAGACAUAUCCACAGAUUCAUGCUACAAAAUUGCUGUGCUCAUACUUUGUAAGAAAGAGUACAUCAGGGGGAAAAAUUGUAGAAGUAAUAAUAACAACAAUAAUGAUAAAAAUAAUGUUACGUCUUUGGCAAAAAUAGAUUAAUAUUGUUCUUGUGAAUUUUGGGAGCUACAUGUUCAAGUGCCAUAAAUGUUUUAAUUUUAUGUAUGACCUAAUGCUUGGAUGGAAUUUGAUUGAACAACUGUUAAUAGAAAUAUUAAUUUCAUGCUUGCAUCCUUGAAUAUUGUCAUUCAGAUCAAGCAAAUUUUUAGUGUUUCCUGGAAUGCAUACAUUUUACUUAGUCAAGUUCUGGAGCUUUUAAUACUCUAUAAUCUACAGUGAAUGAAAGAUUUGGGAAGUUUCAUGCAGGUCUCAGAAAUUUAUUAUUUAAUCAUUAGCAAAGAUUUGAGAGAGCAGAAUGCUUUUAAAAAUGUACUUAUUUUGUGGCAGUUAAGCCUGUUAUCAAUGACUAGUUAUUUUGUUUGGACUCGAUACUGCGAGGUGGCAUGAAGUGAAUGUUGAAGGCCACAAUGCCUAUCAAAAAGUGUGUGGUAGAGUCACAUGAACAGAUUAGGCUUGUAUUUAGCAUUUAAUGGGGGCUGCGUAAGAAUAAAUACAAAUUACAGCAGUAAUGUGAUGGCAUAUAAUAUUGUUUCAAGUCUUUUUAAAAAAAUAAUAAGAAUGAGAACCUUGGCUAAAUUUAUUAAGAAAAAAUAAUAAUGUUUGCAGAUCAUAUCACAUAUUUUCUCUGCUUCUUAAAUAUAAUUAUUUAAUUACCAGGUUAAAGAAACUUUUGUAGUAUGCACCUUGUUCUUUUCAUUACUAAUGUUGACUCAAAGGAGGCAGUUUUAUCAUUCCUGAGGUUGCCCACCUUUUGCAUUGGAUUUUAUUCAGUCAUGCAUGAGAUUACUGAUCUUAUUUCUAUCCAUACAUUCCAUUUCAUUAUAGUAGUGAAUUUGGGCGAUGAGAAGGUUUUGCCAUAUUAAAAUUUGUUAUUAAAAUAAAAUAUUUAUUUUCAACCUACAGACUUGUAUUUUAAUUUUUGUAGAGAUGUAAUCAAACUACGACAAAAAAUUUAAUUGCAAUAUUUUUCUGAAGAAUGUAGAAGACUUCAGUUUUCUUGAAAAUUGGGUAUUAGUGAAUAAAACUGUGUAACAUGUAA
This is a messenger RNA of Schistocerca gregaria, 4265 nucleotides long. It is a transcript of the gene HDAC3, whose product is annotated as histone deacetylase 3. Gene Ontology annotation, molecular function: histone deacetylase activity. The record is from RefSeq and is a predicted model, not a curated record. Lineage: Eukaryota; Metazoa; Arthropoda; Insecta; Orthoptera; Acrididae. Bases 132 to 1430 code for a protein of 432 amino acids. The transcript has a single exon.